Molecule: messenger RNA, 2004 nt
Organism: Sphenostylis stenocarpa
Lineage: Eukaryota; Viridiplantae; Streptophyta; Magnoliopsida; Fabales; Fabaceae
Source: the annotation of a GenBank genome assembly
AUGGUUUCGACGAGACGCAGUGGAUCUCUCUCUGCCAACAACCCCAAAAGAUCUUCCUCAUCGGAAAAUAAACCUCCUUCGCCGAAGCGUCAAAAGGUGGACAAUGGCGGUUCGUCGGAGAAACCGGUGCCGACACCGGCGGAUAAUUCAAAGGAUUUACGUACUCCGGAGACUGUGCCUGAUCCCGGAGAAUGUGGCUCCGGCGAUGUUCAGAUCGCCGGAACGGGUGCUGUCGAUGGAGUGAGCUCCGACAAGGGAGACGCUAUGCCUGCUGUACCUGUCACAGCGCCGAUUGCUGACGCCGCAUGUCCGUCCUUCUCUUCGUGGAGUGUAUAUCAGAAACAGAAUCCGAAUAUUGAGGGGGGACCAUGGUGCAGGUUCUUGUCUCAGUCUGCACAGAAUCCUAAUGUUGCUGUUUGCAUACCCAAUUUCACGAUUGGUUCUAAUAGAAGUUGCAACUUUGCACUGAAGGAUCAAACUCUAAGUGGAAAUUUAUGCAAGAUCAAGCACACACAGGGUGACGCGAGUGCUGUAGCUGUGCUAGAAAGUACGGGUAGCAAGGGAUCUGUGCUAGUAAAUGGGACGCAUGUCAAGAAGAAUACCUGCUGUGUGCUUAACUCGGGUGAUGAAGUGGUUUUUGGUGUUCUUGGAAAUCAUUCUUAUAUUUUCCAGCAACUAAAUACUGAGGUUGCAAUUAGGGGUGCAGAAAUUCCAAGUGGUGUUGGGAAAUUUCUGCCGCUUGAAAGGAAAAGUGGAGACCCUUCAGCCGUGGCUGGGGCCUCCAUUUUGGCUUCUCUUUCCAUCAAACAGGACCUUACAAGAUGGAAAUCUCCAACUCAGCCCUCUAGUAAACCUCCCCAGGGUACUGAUGUCUCUAGUCAUCCUGUUCAUCAUGAUAGUACAGAAAUUGAGCUUGAUGGCUCAGAGUCAACUCCAAAUGUGCAUAGUGAUAAAGCAGCUGAUGCUGAAACAAAUGAGAAGAAUUCAACAAUGGAUUGCAAUCCGGAAGCUGGUGCAGAGCCAGGCAAUGUAAAACUCUCUGGGGUGAAUGAUUUCCUAAGGCCUUUCUUCAGGAUCUUAGCUCGACCUAGUUGUAAACUGAAAUUGAGCAAAAGUAUCUGUAAACAGGUAUUGGAAGAAAGAAAUGGGAUGCUGGACAUGCAAGCUGCAUCAACAUUGGGUACAUCUGUGCGCUGUGCAGUGUUUAAAGAAGAUGUUCAUGCUGCUGUACUCGAUGGAAAAGAAAUAGAUGUUUCUUUUGACAACUUCCCUUACUAUUUAAGUGAGAGCACAAAAAAUGUUUUGGUGGCUGCUUGCUUUAUGCACCUAAGGCAUAAAGAACAUGAAAAGUUUACUGCAGAUCUUACAACCAUAAACCCUCGUAUUCUCCUAUCAGGACCUGCAGGGUCUGAAAUAUAUCAGGAAAUGUUGGCAAAAGCACUUGCAAAAUACUUUGGAGCUAAGCUGCUCAUAUUUGAUAGUCAUUUGCUUUUGGGUGAAGCUGAGCUACUCAAAGAUGGAUUAAAUGCUGAAAAAUCCUUCUGCAGCACUAGACAAAGUCCUACAGGUACAGGUACAAAAGUGGCUGGGAGCAUGGAUCCAUCAGCUACUGAAAUAGAGACACCUAGCUCUUCAAGUGCACCUAUAUUGGGCUUUGAGUCUCAAACUAAGUUGGAAACUGAUACCAUGCCAUCGACCUCUGGAACAGCUAAAAGUUAUGAAAUGAGUGGUGAAAAAGUGGAGAAAAACAGUAUUGCAUAUUCACAGGGACCAUCUAAUGGAAGUCGGGGGAAGGUUGUCUUAUUAUUUGAUGAUAAUCCCUUGUCUAAAAUUGGUGUGAGAUUUGAUAAACCCAUACCAGAUGGAGUUGAUCUUGGUGGUGCCUGUGAGGGAGGUCAAGGAUUUUUCUGCAAUGUGACUGAUCUUCGCUUGGAAAGCAGUGCUGUAGAAGAACUGGACAAAUUACUCAUUCAUUCAUUGUUUGAGGUUGCAAUUGGCUUGUAG